AUGGGGAAAAAGAAGUUGGUUAAGGAAUACCUCAUUUCGGCGAAUGGACAAAAGAAAUUUAUACAAUCAGACGCUGCCACAAACGACCGCGCCAAAAAACGUGGUGUACAGUAUGCUACCGAGCGUGCAGGAAACGGAAAAGAUGUAUCUCCAGCGAAGCGGUCAAAACAAGCUAGUCCAAAAACCAACCAAUCAGGAUGGGUUGUAGAGACCGUUGAGUGCCAUCCCAGUACGGAGGGUAAUUCAGCGGAAAAGGGGAACGCUAAACCGGUUAACGGUAAUAAAAUUGGCAGUAAGCAAGGCUCAAGCUUUAAAGCAAGCCCCAAAACGCAAGUUGUAGCUUACAAGAGAAAUGCUUGCCCGGUCGACGGGUUUGACUCGGACGAAAGCGAUUGGAGUACUGAUGACUCUUCAGAUAGUGAAAAUUGUGCCCUGUUUAAUUCUGACGCUAAUGAAGGUGAAGAUAAUAUUUCGUUUGAAUCGAGUUCGUACGAUAGUGAUUAUGGUCACGUAGAGGAGGACGACAACAUUUCGUCUUAUGAGAGCGACAGUUUCGAUGAGGAAGACGAUGAUUCGUCCGAAGGUAGUUCCAGUUCGGAUGAUGACUUACGGAAAUACAUAUUCGACCAGGAACAUUACAACAGUGACAGCGAUGAAGAUUAUGAACAAACCAAGCACGAUGAUACUGUUCAUAUACCGUUGGGUGCAGCCGUUAUGCACGAUUUGCCCGACGACGCCGUCCAGUUUGAUCCAUCCUGCACACAUGGGCAGAUAAUUGAACUUCCGCCUACCGCUAAUGUCUCGAAAGAGGUGGACAAACCCUGCGAGGCAAAGCAAGUAGAAAAGGUCGAAGAAGAGAAGGAAGAGCUUGAUGAGUCGGAAGGUGAAGAUUCCAGAUCGAUUCUCAAAUCCGAACCGACGAAGUCGAAGAAUUCGGAAUAUACAUUUUACAACGCGGUGGACUUACGAAUGGCACUCGCCGUACUCAAAGCUCCCAUCUACAUCUGUGGCCACCUGUCCGUGCAAAUACUGUGUGGAAAAAUUGAAAUGUGGGGCUACACACUGGAAACGGCCGAAAAAAGAACGGUGUAUGCGUCCGAAGGAUACAAUGCCAUCAAUAUAACUCCCGUGCCAAGCCCGGACACGUACAGCAAAGGUGUUUUGCAUAACAUCUGCAAAAAGCUCAAACCACAUUUCAUCGCGUCCGAUAUAGACGAGCUGAUGAAGCAGUAUGAUCCGGCCAACAGUGUGCUUGUGUUGCUACGGGCGGACACGUUCAAUGCGAGCGAUACGGUUCCGUUAGUAUGUAAGCUGCUACCAGACAUGCAUCUGUUUCCGACCUCGCUUACUCUGGACCACACGUCGCCCUACAGUACGACGGAAGUUUUACUAGAGAUAGCCCUGUUUCCCCCGACAGUGAAGAACGUUCCACUGUUUCAAACAAACCCGGCUUGGGACGCGAUACAACUGAAACCGGAUAGCCGUCUGAUGGUGGUCGGUGGUAAAGGUUCGGGCAAAUCAACACUCUGUCAGUAUUUGAUCAACAGGCAUAUCAAACACUUUGGACGUAUCCUGCUCGUAGAUCUAGAUAUUGGCCAGCCGUUGCUCUUUUUGCCGGAAACGAUAAGCGCUAGCGUCGUGCAGGAACCGAUCCUCGGUGUGGGAUGUUUCGCGACUGUGCAACCGCACAAAUGCCAUCUGUUCGGGAGUUUAAAUGUUGUUUCAUCGCCGUUGCUGUACGUGCAGAAUGUGCGGUCGCUCGUACAGUACUGCGCCGAGCAUCCUGAUCUAUGCGGCAUACCAUGGAUCAUUAAUACGAUGGGCUAUGUGGCGGGGUUCGGCGAGGAGCUAACGACCGCGAUUGUACGACUCGUACAACCCACGGAUGUCGUACAGCUGACGUUUACGAAGCAGUCGAAAAAAUUAGCAUCAUUUGCCAAAACGCAAAAUUACGCCAAUCAGCUAAAGGCUGAACUGGUGAAUGAGUUUAAAUUUAAUAUCUUGUACGACGAGGUUAAGGUGCAACCGAAUCCCGUCCACUACAGUUUCCACUCGUUGGAUGUCACCUAUGAGCCGGGCAAAUUGUCCUUCUUUCCGCCCAAACGGCGCACCAUAGCGAUCAUGGCCCAGCUGGUAAAGAUUUUGGACGAUGCUGCCGAAACGUUUGCCGACGUUAAACCGCACGUAGCUCGUGUAAAUGAUCUGCAAAUUUUAAUCACACGUGACGAACAUCGCCCUUCGCAAGAUAUGUUGUUGCGCACACUGAAUGCCACGUUGGUGUAUCUUUGCGAAAAGGAUGAAAAAGGCCAGUACAACUGCAGCGGAGUGGGAAUUGUGCGCAGUGUGGAUGACGAAAACAUUUACCUGUUACAUGCCCUGUCAGCGGAGCGGUUGGCAAAAAUUACUGUGCUUGCACUUUGCAACACAAGCCUGCCGGGUCAGGUAUAUUUACAGCCCAGCCCAAACGUCGAAGUUACGAUCCCGUAUCUGCAAAAUAUGGCCCACACAAGCCAAUCGGCUUAG
Messenger RNA from Anopheles marshallii, 2523 nucleotides. RefSeq names its product polynucleotide 5'-hydroxyl-kinase NOL9. NCBI's taxonomy places the organism in Eukaryota, Metazoa, Arthropoda, Insecta, Diptera, Culicidae. The record is from RefSeq and is a predicted model, not a curated record. Gene Ontology annotation, biological process: cleavage in ITS2 between 5.8S rRNA and LSU-rRNA of tricistronic rRNA transcript (SSU-rRNA, 5.8S rRNA, LSU-rRNA). Bases 1 to 2523 code for a protein of 840 amino acids. Gene Ontology annotation, cellular component: nucleus. Gene Ontology annotation, molecular function: polynucleotide 5'-hydroxyl-kinase activity. The transcript has 4 exons.